Messenger RNA from Ornithodoros turicata, 4295 nucleotides. RefSeq names its product WD repeat-containing protein 44-like. The record is from RefSeq and is a predicted model, not a curated record. Lineage: Eukaryota; Metazoa; Arthropoda; Arachnida; Ixodida; Argasidae. Gene Ontology annotation, molecular function: protein binding. The transcript has 19 exons. Bases 166 to 2781 code for a protein of 871 amino acids.
UCCCGGAUAAAAUAUGGUUGCUGCUGUAGUCUGGGAAUCUGUGAGCGAGUGUGAGAUGUAGCUUCUCAGCUAUUACUUUUGCGUUCAUUUUCGUGUUUGUCUGUCAGGUUGAUUCGGUCAUGCUUGGCAAUACUCCCACGUUCGUUUAACGUUGUCUAGUUUGCGAUGGCAUCUGACAGUGACUCGGACGAAUUUUUCGACGCGGAAGAUUCGACACCAGUUCGCAAGUCUGGAAGCGAGAAAAAUGCAGGGGAUAGUCCUGUGGAUAGUGUCAAGCCAAAUGAUGGGGAAGAUCAGCCGGAUGGCUCAAUGCAGAGUACGUCAGAGACAAAUACAGCAGUGUCUGCAGGCAUUGAAGAGGCUAUGAAAGAGGUUGCCUUAAAGGCGCAAGAAACGGAGAAACGUCAGCGUCAAAUUGAGGAGAUGCGACGGCGGAUGUUGUACGACGACGACGAACCCAGCGGUUUCUCGUCGGAAGACGCAAGCAUCGCCUCGUCUUCGACCGAUGGCCUGUCCAUCAGGGAUAGGAUCAGGAACACCCUCAGCGGACAUCACGUCCCGAUGACUGUUCAGGGUGAUGAUUCACAGAGCACAGUCAGCCUUGGGUCAUCCAACGUCGGUUCAAUCCUGAGUCAGAAAUCACUUCCGCCAGAACCUGAUCUUGUCGCAAGUACCAAGGGGGAACGAGGGAGUGAAGCGAGCCUUCCAGUAGCUCCUCCUCGCAAGAGGAAACGAAAUAAGAAUUCGCUCUGCCCAUCGGGCGAUGAUUCUGACCGCGCCUCCGUUCACUCCAUGACUCCAACGGGAUUGCCGAGUCCCCAGUCAGCCGUGGACAGCAUUGCUCAGGAGCUGGAGUUUUCCCUGGACCUCAGCAGUGCUAUCAAAGGACAAUACGUUGUUAAACCACAGGAUGACGAGAGAGACAGAGGGCCUCGUCGCUCUGGGUCAAAACAGUCUGUGCACAACGGCGGAGGGGAUGCCAGGCAGUCGCCCGAAAAACCUGGUGCCAACAGCGCAACGCGAGCUAGCCCUCGUCAAACUCCAGAAGGCAGCCUCAGACAGCUCAACAUGGUCAUGCGCACCCGCUCAGAUUCUGGACGUCCCCUCACAGACAUGGAAAUUUUGGAGCAAAUAGAAGUGUUGAACCUAGACACGGGAGAAAAGGUCCCGUUAAGCAUUGCAGAAGACAAGUUGCCUCAGUGUCUGAACCCUCUCUCUCUGCACAUCAUGCGCCUUACUUCAGAGUACGUUAGCAAUUCAGACAAAAGCAGGGAAUCUGACGAAGAAAGCAUUGACAUGAAGCAGCCUUCUAAUGAUCAGCCAGAUAAGGGGUCGCUCAAGCAGAAAGCGACACGAAUAACAAAGAUGAUUGGUAAAAAGGUUGGUAAGAAGGUUGGAAAGACUGUUAGCAAAUUGAAGACUGUGGCAGAUGAAAAGCUGCACUCGAGGCAUUGCGAAGAAGUGGAAUGCAGUGACGACGAAAGCUCACCUACUGUCAAGGUCAAGACAUCAAGCAGCCACAAAUCACCUCCAGAGUUUGGUGGCAUCAGGGUCGUCCAGGAAAUUACGGGAGAACACACGGGAGCAGUAUGGACCAUGAAGUUCUCAGCAUGUGGACGUCUCAUGGCCACAGCUGGACAGGACAACGUCCUUAGGAUCUGGGUGUUACGUGACGCAUACAAAUACUUCGAUGACAUGAGGCAAAAGUACAACACAGAUGCCAAAGCCUCCUCUCAGGAGAAUCUCACCAUGCCAAGCAUGGAGGAAGAGGAAAACGACGACCUCAAAGAGCCUGAUGAUGUGAAGGGACCCUUUAUGCCAAAGCCGUUCUGUCACUACAGGGGCCACACGGCUGACCUUCUCGAUGUAUCCUGGUCAAAGAACUACUUCAUCCUUUCCUCCUCCAUGGACAAGACUGUGCGACUCUGGCACAUCAGCAGGAGAGAAUGCCUAUGUUGCUUCCAGCACGUAGACUUUGUCACCGCCAUUGCCUUCCACCCCAGGGAUGACCGCUACUUCCUGAGUGGAUCGUUGGACGGCAAGCUGCGUCUGUGGAACAUACCCGACAAGAAGGUGGCCCUCUGGAACGAGCUGGACGGCCAGACCAAGCUAAUAACGUCUGCAAACUUUUGUCAGAAUGGCAAAUUUGCAGUCGUCGGCUCCUAUGAUGGUCGAUGCAUAUUCUACAACACUGAGCAACUGAAGUACUACACCCAGAUCCAUGUGCGGUCAACGCGUGGCAAAAACAAGCAAGGGCGCAAAAUCAGCGGAAUCGAGCCCAUGCCAGGAGAAGAUAAGAUCCUGGUCACAUCUAACGACUCCCGCGUUCGUUUAUAUGAUCUGCGCGAUUUGUCACUUUCUUGCAAGUAUAAAGGCUACGUUAACCUCAGCAGCCAGAUCAAGGCAACUUUUAGUCACGAUGGCCGAUAUGUCAUUAGCGGUUCGGAGAACCAGUUCAUAUACAUUUGGAAAACCUACCACGACUACUCAAAAUUUUCGUCGGCCCGACGAGAUCGCAACUAUUACUGGGAGGGCGUGAAAGCCCACAACGCUGUUGUGACGUCUGCAGUAUUUGCACCCCGUCCAGACAUUAUUCUGAAACAGCUCGAAGAAGUUGAACACAGCGUCGAUGAUCCUACUAUCCCAGCUUCCACAGCGCCGGACGUCGGAGGGCCAGCAAGCUGCUAUGUCAUCAUCAGUGCAGACUUCAGCGGGACAAUCAAAGUGUUUGUGAAUCGCCCGAGGGCAAAGGCUACACUCCCACUUGUACCUGCUUCCUAGUACUAUUUGCAAUUACUGCUUACCCUUACCUAGUCACUAAGUUGAAAAAGAGGUGCCUGCGGCAAUUUGAAGGCACUGUGUUUACUCACAACUAGGCUGCAUGGUGUUGUGGUCUACACACUGUCAGAUAAUGUUCCUUGUACACUGGCUGAGGUAACCCCCGACCUUAAGGUAAUAUAAUAAUGAAAGCCAAACAGAAAUGCGAGCUAUUCCAAACCACGCGUGAAAAACUAGUUAACGAACCGGUUAAAAGCGGACUAAAAGUGGAAGGACUAAACACACAUACCGAGUGCCAGCUCUCAACCGUUUAUUCACAACCCCUGCGGAUUACAGCCGACAAAUAGCUUAUCUCAUUGCCACCAAAUAAGAAUUUCCACUUCGUUUCCACGUCUUGUUAAUCCUGGUGUUGCCGAAUGUACCUUGCACAUGAGGGGGGGGGGGGGGGGGGGGGUGACGGCUAAGGUAUGUUCGGCACCACCAAGAUUAGGGUACGAUACAAGCGGCAAAGAGAACGGGAAAUUCACGAGGGUUUUCUAAUCAAGAGGGCGGGGGUCAGGUGCAUGAGCACGGCUUCAGUCCUAUUGGGUGACAGUGAGAUAAGGUAUUUGUCCGGUUGAUCUGCAAGGAUUUUCAAUAAACUGUUGAGUGCUGCCGCUCCAUGUGUGUUUUGUCCUUCCAUUUUAGUGCUUUUAACCGGUUCGACGAUGCACCAACAGGCCCAAAAAGCGGUCCUAAACUGAAACAAGUGAGCAAAUACAGUUCCUGCAGUGCCUUCGAGCCACAUCUCUGUGUGGUUGCAAACUCCUCACCCAUUGUUUGCCGCAGUUGCUGGCAAAUAUUUUUAUAAUUUGAACAAUCUUCUCAACCACAUCUGUUUAUAAAGCAAAAAAAAAAAGAACAUUCAAAAGCAACCUUUUAAGCUCCAAGAAGCAUUCAACAAGGAAGCUCGAAGGAAGUUCACGAAAGCUACUGUAUUUUCACGCAUGUAAGCUGCACCAGAGAUAAACAGCAUUGCCACCAUUUUAGCCCCAUCCGAAAGAUAUUCAUCGUAUGAGCCCGACCGUUGAAUAGGCUGCAGGAAGGUGGAGAACAAUAGGAAAUUCCUUCAGCUUCUUCGCGAGAGCAUAAUUGUUGAACAAAGAUACAUGCAAGAUCAGAAUGCACCUCACAUAAAGCUGUCACUGUUAGGAAGCUUAUGUCUGAUGUGCCAAACCAAUACUUUCCUGAGCAUUUUGGUGGCAGCUUACAGGCAUGAAGGUAUGGUAGCUGUGUAAAAGAGCUGUUGCAACUUACAGCACACAUUUAUGUAAAUUGUAUAACCUCAUGUUCCUGCAAAUUGUGUUCUCACAGAGCUUACAUGUGACACUGGCGAAACAGUUGUGGAAGCAUUUGAAUGAUUACUGUGGACAUCACCUGGUGAAGCAGCUACUUGUUAUGUACAUUUCUGUAUCAUUGUUGUGGAAAAAAUAUAUGAUAACAUUAUGUUAGAUAAAAAGUCCCACUUUUUUCACAUU